Messenger RNA from Prorocentrum cordatum, 4809 nucleotides. NCBI's taxonomy places the organism in Eukaryota, Dinophyceae, Prorocentrales, Prorocentraceae. The record is from the annotation of a GenBank genome assembly.
CUGCGGACGAGCCGGCGGAAGCUCAGACUCCGGCUGAAGCACAAGGACCCUGCACUCAGAGAGGGUUUGUGCAACGAGCUGGGCGCCAGGCAGAGGGAGUCUCUAGGUCUGACCUUGGACGUGCUCCCGACUGCGACCGAGCGCCGCGAGCACUUGGAGGCUCUCUGGGAACCCUACAGGCGGAAGGUCACAGGCGAGGCGCCGAAGCUGGUCACCGACAGCUCCGGGCAGACUCGCGGAGUUGAUCCUGAGCCUGGCCGCCAGCGGGCGUUGUGCGCCAGUAAGCGCGAGUGGUUCGACAACAGCCACAGUCGCGCCCUCGAGUUGCUGCUGUUGGACGGCGACGAGCUUUUCGAGAAGGCCAAGCCGCUCCUGGACAGGCGACAGGAACUCCAGGCGCGACAGGGCGCCGGAGAGGCCGACGACCGCGAACAGCGGGAGCUCAGCCGCUUGCUCGAGGAGCUGGAGGUGAUCUGCUGCGCGCUUGCUGAACUAGAGGACAGCAAGGCUUGGCGCGAGCAGCGUCUCCAGGACACCGACGGGGCGCCACCGGGCCACUCGCAGCGCGGCGCUGCGAGCUCAGCGGCUGCUCCAAGCCGCCCCAGGCCGUCCGUCGCGCCCCAGCGGCAGCGCGAGGCCGCGACCGUCGGCAGCGCCGGAGCGCGCAGCGCGGCGCCGCUCUCGCUCGAGGAGCAGGCCAUCGUGCAGGCGGCAGGACGCGGCACCAUGGCGACUGUAGAAGAUCAGAUACGGGAACAGCUGCGUCAGCAAGACCAGCAGAUCCGUGAGCUCGUUGCCACUGUUCAACAGCUGAGGGCGGCGCCGGCGCCGCAGCCAGCGCAGCCAGCGCAGCCUCUCGUGCAGCUUCAGCCUGCUGUAGACACGCGCCUCAUCGGCAAACCAGAGCUGUUCUACGGGGAGCGUGCAAAAUGGAGCGACUGGGCUUUUAUCUUUCGAGCUUACUUAGCAGCGAUAGAUACAAAGUACCCGGCGUUGUUGGACGAAGCGGAGGCUUCGGAGGUGGUGAUCAGGAGCGUAGACCUUGACCAGCCGUGGAAGGGACUGGAGGCAUGGAGACAGUCGGUCCUUGACUGGGACCCCAAGAUCCGCACGAGGCGGGUCGGGUUGCUGAUCAAGAUACUCACCGCGAAGUUCAGCGGGGACAUCCCGCAGAGCUUCGAUCAGUUUGAACAUCUGAUCCGCGAGUACGAGCAGCAGUCGAAAAAGGUCUUCGACGAAGAUCUUAAGAUUGGCCUGGUGGUGGUCAACAUGCAGGACACCGACGUCCAACAACACCUUGUGAAGAACGCAAGCAGGUUGGAAACUUGGAAGGCCAUGAAGGAGGAGCUGCUCGACAUGACGCGAACCACGCAGUACCUGAACUCCCAGCCCAAACCUAUGGAGCUAGGAAAGGACGCCAAGGGAGCCCCGAAGGCCAAGGCAAAGGCGGAAGCCAACAAGGAGAAGGAGUGCUUCUACUGCCACAAGAAGGGGCACAUCGCCGCGGAGUGCAGGAAGAAGGCGAGGGACAACCAGGCUAGGCUGGCAGCGGCCCCUGAGGCCGCGCAGCAGGGCGGUGCAGGACCCCCGCCUACGGCGCAACCAGUGGCCGGUCUCAUGCAGAUCGGGCAGGAGGAGGUGCAGCAUGGGUACUUGAUGCCAUUAUGCUCACCGAGCGACUCCGGCGAAAUGCUGGCCCCCAUGCCUCAGAGAGUCAUGGUCGACACAGGUGCUGGCAGGUCCGUGUGUCCGGCUGGUUUUGACCCCCGGGCAGAGCCGGACAGCUCUGUCAAACCAACCACGCUGACGACGGCGACGGGGGAAGAAGUGAACCUUUCGGACGGGAAGAGGUCUCACUUCCAGGCAAACGACGGCAGUGGCGUUGUCUUGCGGUACAGUGACAGCGACAAGGUCACGGUUCCUGUCGUCUCGGCGUCAGAGUCGACCGAGCAAGGCAACUGGCUGGUAUUUGGCCCUGGGGUACAGCGUAUCAUUGGGCCAGACCACGCCGAGCACCUCAAGGAAGCCGUGCGCCAAUCGAGCGGAUUGGACAUGGUAAAGGAUAGGGGGGUGUACUGGCUGGAAGUGUGGGGGGCGACAGGGCAGGAAGAGGCGAGGCCGCUCUGCACAGCGAAGGCAGCAAGGAAAACGUUCACCCCGGCUGAACAACAACCAGCGGCACCUGAUGCCAUGCAACCAGCAGCGCAAGGGGAGGCCCCGAGGCCGAACGUGCAACAAGGAGGGUCGUCCUCGAGCGCGUCCUGCGCUAUGCGCCCAGACCCCGCGCUGCCUGACCAACGGCCGCCUACGCUGAUGCCAGACUCGGAGGAGCCGCGGGCGCCGCGAGCAAAAGCCAUACCACCAACUGUGAGCAAGGCGGAGUGGGACGCGCACCAGCUAACCCAUCUGCCGUUCAGGUCGUGGUGUGAAAGCUGCGUCACAGGCAAGGCCGCCGAAGACCCCCUCCGGCAGCUCCAGCAGGCUCCCGACGGAGCAACGCCGAAAGUGUGCAUGGAUUACCUUUUCCUCACGCAGAAGGCGGUGGAGAAGGAGAUGUACGCUGUGUUGAACGUGCUGGACGCGAAGUCCGGCGCCCCGUUUUCAGGCAUGGUCAACCAAAAGGGUGACGACGACUAUGCAUUGGCAAUUGCCCACGAAGGAGUGCGCUUCGCAGGCAGGACAAACUUGAUUGCAUGUUGUGAUGGCGAGAGCGCUAUCAACAAGCUGUGCGACAAGUUUCUGGAAACCCGGCCUUCCGGACAUACUGUCACGAAGGUGAACACACCGAAGGGUAGUCAGAGCGCAGGGCUGAUUGAGCGCAGCAAUUACGAGGUUGAGAAGGAGUACAGGGCCGUGAAGCACAGGCUGGAGUCCGUCUACAAGCAGGCGUUCCCACUCAGAGUCAAGGAGGUCAAGCCCCGUGAGGUGUACAUCACCCUCGACCGGAUCAUCCGCCUCGGCAAAACACCCGGUUGCCCUGGCUGUCGUGCGCCAGGAGAGGCGAGGCACACAGCUGAGUGCCGCGAGAGGUUCGGCAAGCUCGUAGGCGGUGCGCACGCAAGCCAGCAACAGCAAGAGCAACAGCACCAGCAAGCCGUGGAGGGGCAACACCAGGCUGCACCGCCAGACGUGCAGAUGGGGGAAGCACGCGUAGGUCAGGAGGACGCCCGCGACGUCGAAAUGGAGGGGGAGCCACAGGAGGACUCCCGGUCGAAGAGGUCCCGGCUAGUCGCCGGCCUGCCGACCCUCCACGAGCCAGCUGUAGUGGCAGCUGCUUUUGGGACGUGCGUGUGUUUUCUGGCAGCGGCACCUGAUGCCGACAGCAGCGACCCACAAGUAUGCCCUGUACAGAUGGAGUGGGACAAAGAUUUCUUCUCCACGAAAGCAGGCAUUAAACUGGACCCCCAGAAAGUGCUAGAGGGUAAGAUCCGCGAGAUGACCCAAAUAGAAGCCUACAAGGUGAAGGAGGACAUCCCAUGGUCCACAGCCAGAGAAAGAAAACUGAAAGUUGUCAACUCGAAGUGGCUGCUUGAACCCAAACCGACAGCUGAAGACCCGGAGGCGGUACGGGCCAGGCUGGUGGCAACAGAGGUCAACACGUAUGUGCGCGAGGACGUGACACAAAGCACACCUCCAGUGAAAGUCUUUCGGAUCAUUGUGUCGUUGGCCGCGUCCAAGCAGAGGGCAGACGGGUCAUGGUCUAGGCUCGUGGCUGGGUACGAUGUCUCGGUUGCUUUCUUCCACGCAGACAGCGAUGGCACGACGGCAGUCAUCCCACCACCAGACGUCCGCAGAGAAGGAUACGUGUGGUUGUUGCUGAAAGCCAUGUAUGGCACGAGAGAAGCUUCGAAACGCUUUGGUCAGUACGUGAUCCACGCUUUAACUUCGGAAGGUUUCGAACUUGUUGUUGUUGUUUCCAUGACAUUCUUUCACAGAGCACUGGAUGUGUCCAUGGGUUGUCACGGCGACGAUUUUCUUGCAGAAGGCGAGAGCGAUUCGUUAGACCAGGUAGACAACAUCAUGCGCAAACACUUCGAAGUGAAGAUCUUGCCUCGAAUCGGCCCCCCGGAGUUCGGCGGACAGGCGGCGACCGGAAGCCACCUGAAGAGGACGAUCCGCUGGACCACGUCCGGUUUUGAGUGGGAGUGCAACCCGCAGCACAUCCUUGAUCUCGUCGAGCUCCAGGGCCUCACACCGGGAGUGUCCAAGGGUGUGAGCACGCCAGCGUCCAAAGACACUGGGAAGGGCGACAGAGACGUCUACGAUCCCCUUGGGAGGGACGACGCGGUGCUCUUCAGGACAGGAGCGGGGACGCUACAGUACCUCGCAGAGGACACGCCCACGGUCAAGUUUGCAGCCUCAGGGAUCAUGGAGGGGAUGACGGCGCCUCUCAAGAUUCACCAGAUGAGGCUGGCACGCUGCAGCCGGUACCUGUUGGACCACCCAGGAGAGGUGUGGCUCUUCGACUACCAGAAAAUGCCUGUAUCUCUUACGGAGUACUGCGACUCAGACUGGGCAGCAGACCGAGAGACGAGGAAGAGCGUGAGUUGUGUGGUCGAGAGCUUCGGGAAAAAUUUGAUUCAUGUAAGCGUAUCGAAACAGUCUCUCCUGGCCCUCUCGAGCGGGGAGGCAGAGUUCUAUGCCAUCAUCAAAGGAGCAGCACAGGGCGCGCAGACAAGCCAGGUGAUUGAAUCUUUCGUUGGCCGCGAGUGCAAGCUAGAUGUGCUGAGCGACUCGUCAGCAGCGCGGGGAAUCUGCAACCGGCAAGGGAGUGGUAAGGUGAGGCACCUGUCCGCGAAAGACCUCUGA